Messenger RNA from Paramecium octaurelia, 1309 nucleotides. The record is from the annotation of a GenBank genome assembly. NCBI's taxonomy places the organism in Eukaryota, Ciliophora, Oligohymenophorea, Peniculida, Parameciidae.
AUGGAAAAAUGCCCUAUUCACAAGGAAAACAUCACCUAUCUAGUAUUGAAGCCAAACUCAGUUCAAUUGGCAUGUAUUGAAUGCAGAGAUGACCUCAUUAGAGAGGGACACAAAUGGGAAUCCUGCAUUUUGUUAUCCAAAGUAUGCCAUCUCAUAAAUCACGAUUCUAGGCUCUCAAAAUACCAGAAGUAUUAUUAAGCAAAAUCAACAUUGAACCCAUCUUCAAAACAUUCUUUUCCAAGAUUAUUUUGGUUUCAAGUGAGGAACUUGAGCUCUAAAAAAACCUAUGGAUCACAGAAUUCAAAAGAAUAAUGGCAGAAUUAGAGAAAAUGAUAACGGACACAAAAGAUUUCUUUGAUCAUCUCUCUUAGACCCUUGUUCAAUACAGAACGGAUUUAAGGAGAGUAAAUUUCUAUUAAUAAAUAGAUUAUCAAAUUUGAGACCUUCGAAUAGCAUAUCAGGGGUAAUCAAAAUGACCAAAAUUUCAAUUAAGUUUCCUCCAUCAUCAUCUAUUAACAUCGCCAGUAGACGAUGGGAUAAAUAGAAUAAAAAAUUUAAGAAUACAUCAAUUCAAUCUCACAGGAAAGCAAUUGUGAAAAUAAACAAAUUAUCGAAGCUCUAAUUUAGGAUUAUAGGAAGAAAAUCAACAAGUAAGCCCUUUCUAUUAUUAAUUUCAAGUGUCAAAUUCCCACCUUCAACUGAAAUAUUAAAUCUAUUAACAAAUAAAUUUAAGACUUUCGAAAUUGCUGUCGACAGUAGGUUCAAAUAAGCCAAUCCAAAUUCUACAUGUUCUUGUUUAUUGUCAGAAAUCAAUUUUGAAAAUAUGAAAAAUAGAAUUAAGCAGAACUCAAAUUCCGCUUAUUCGCUGAUUUACUAGGGAUCGAUUGAUGGGUUGAACCCCAACAACUUUUGGACCAAAAUCUCAAGCAAGAGCAAUCUACUUAUGAUAAUGAAAACAAAGAAUAAUAACUGUGUGUUUGGAGGAUACUCCCCUUGUCAAUGGUACAGGACUCAACAAUCAUAAGCUAUGGCAGAUCAAGAAGGCACUUCAUUUAUAUUUGUAUAAAGUCCCAAUCAAUAAAUGUACUACUACCCAAUCAAGAAGGAAUACAAGCUUUAAGCUAUCACUCUGAAUCAAAAUUUUGGCCCUACAUUUGGCAAACCAGAUCUUCAAAUUUCUGCUGACUUCAAAGAAGGAUAAUUGAAUCUAGGAAAUUAUUACUUUAGAGAUCCCAAAGAAAAUUAACUCAGCUUCAUCUUGGGACCUAAAUUAGAAGAAAUCAUCGAAUGUGAAGUAUUUUAAUUAUGA